Molecule: messenger RNA, 7014 nt
Organism: Erpetoichthys calabaricus (reedfish)
Lineage: Eukaryota; Metazoa; Chordata; Cladistia; Polypteriformes; Polypteridae
Gene: rnf24
Product: ring finger protein 24
Exons: 7
Coding region: 461-940 (159 amino acids)
Cellular component (GO): endomembrane system
Molecular function (GO): ubiquitin protein ligase activity; zinc ion binding
Source: RefSeq, a predicted model, not a curated record
GGCGCACACGCCCCCUUUACUCUCCCUAUCGUAGUGUCUCUUUUUCCCCUCUUUCAUUCUAUUCUGUCCUUCUUCAAUUCUGCUGCUUGCAGGAGGAGGCGGGUCUGGAAUGGUCGUGUGCUACGUGAGCAGCUGAAACUGAAAACAAAUACACCACAGCACGAGUUCUUACAGGCGUUAUCCGAUUCUCCAGAAGUACCGAGAAGCUGAGUCGCUAAACGGAUACACGGCUGCCGCUUCUCCAUCAGCUCAAGUAUAUUUGUAGUGUGGAAUUUGCUGUUACAGUCUGCUGAGGAGAAGGGAGGCGGCGGACUCAACUUACAGGAGAUCCAGUCAGACAAGCUGCAUCUAAGGAACCGUUUAUUUCUGGAUACUUGUUGGCCUCGUUUGGCUCACGUGCAGACACUGUGGAUAUACCAAAAAGGAGACGCGGUGGUCGCGUUUUAGUUCGGCCCACUCCAUGAGCACUGAGUUUCAACACUACAGUUUCAGGAUGCCUAACAUUGGGUUCCAGAAUCUGCCACUUAAUAUCUACAUUGUCGUUUUUGGGACAGCAAUAUUUGUCUUCAUCCUCAGUUUACUUUUCUGCUGUUAUCUCAUUAGAUUGCGGCAUCAGGCACAUAAGGAGUUGUAUGCAUAUAAACAGGUUAUCCAAAAGGAAAAAGUGAAAGAACUGAAUUUGCAUGAGGAGGUGGCCUCCGGCUGCUACAUUUACAUUAAGAUAUGUGCAGUUUGUUUGGAGGAAUUUAAACAGAAAGAUGAAUUGGGAAUAUGUCCAUGUAAGCAUGCUUUCCACAGAAAGUGUCUCAUUAAAUGGUUGGAGGUGAGGAAAGUGUGCCCACUCUGCAAUAUGCCUGUUCUUCAGUUAGCUCAGCAACAAGGUGCACAAGAACAUGGGCUACCACAGCAGCCUCUUCCAGGUGUUGAAAAUCUGGUUUAGCAGAAUGUUACACAUGCAGAAUAAAUGCAAGAACAACAUACACUAUGUUCUGAACAGCUGAAUAAUCUAUGCAGAAACCCAUGCAGUGUGACUAUACCAUUUCAUCCUGCAAAUCUCCUCAGCUAUUGAAUACUUUGGAAGUCAAGCAGUGUUGUUUCCUCAAAAGUGUGAGAGAAAUUCUCUUAAUACAGCUGCUUUUUUGUUUGUUUUGUUUUGUUCUUUAACACAACCAAAGCACUUUUUUCUUUUGGGACACCAGCAUAACAAUAUAUUUUUUAUUUUGUAUAAAGCACUUUAUUAGGUAUUAGUACUAAAUGCUUGUUGUAAUCAUGUUGUAAUAUGUUGUGUUUAUAGUAUAUAAAUUGUAGCAGUAGUUGAACAUGUAAAGUGCCACGGCGGUUAUAUGUUUAAAAGGGAUUCUAGUCUUCUAAAACAGGAGUUAAAUGUUGGGAAAUAAUAUCUACUUGAAGCUCAGUUUUGAGUGACAGCAAGUCAUUGUUUAUAACAAGACCAUAUUGUGCUAAUUAAUAUAGCUGUAUAUGAAUAUUCUUUAUUUUUCCACACUUUCCUUAAUUUAUAUAUGUUAUGAACUUUUAUUUGGCAGUACACACCCUUUGUUUUCAAAAUUAAUAUUGAUGUACUUGAUCCAAGUAUAGCAAUGUUUUUGCAUUUAAAUAACCUUCACCAUUUAAGAUCAUGAAAACUGGAGUAGUGGAUGGGGUUUUAGUAUAUAUAAACAUGCUUUGUACCUGCAUGGUGGUUUACUUUUUCUCAACUAUACAACCACAUGUUUCUUAACUAUGAGAAAUUUUUUAAUUUAUGUUAACAUAUCCCCAGUUUCAGGAUUACCAACUUCUCUCUCUUAUUGUGACCAGUGAAUAUAAUUGUACAGGAAAUAAUUAGUAUUCACUGAUAGUGACCCUGUAGUUAGGGUAUAGCGGGUUGGAUGGAUGGGUGGAUGAUGGUGAAUUGAGUGACAGAGAUUUAGAAAUUGGCAGGAAAAACCAAAAAUAUUUAAUCGAUAGGGUUAAUUAGGCAAUCUUACAGAGCAAACCAAAACUCGGCCUCAAACCUGAAAUUUUUAAAUUUGAAAUACGUAUUUCUGUUGGGGAACGUGGAGUAUUUCCUAAAUUGACAUACCGUAUAUGCUUUGGCCUCCCUAGAAACCAGUGCAAUACUUGCACAUAGUCACAUCGACAUAAUGAACAUGAAAAAUAAAUAAGAAUCCAUUCCAAUAAAACAAAUCUAGGAAAAAAAUACUAAAAACACACCGAAGUGAAACUUAAAUAGUUUGAGGUCCUCACACAAUCACUUAACAAUCAAGUAGGGAUCAUAUUUUUAUAGCUCUUACAUGCAUGGUUUCUCUGAUUUGGUUGUAACUGGGGUAUUAUUAGUAGUUUGUUAUAAAAUAACCAGCAUGCCAGAUAAUUACCCAGUGUUGCAUGCUGUUCAGAACAGCCACAAAAGUAGCAUUUAAUUUGCUUCUGUAUUCAUCCCCAGAGUUAGGAUGAGAUGGUAGGGUAUGGUAUAGAACUGUGUGAACUGUAGAUGCCUAGUGAAGUAGUUUUACAUAUUCAAAAGUAUUAUCUUAUGGAAAGAUUCACAUACACUAAAUAAUAUAUCAUUUGUCUUGUAACCUGAGGAGUUUUGCAGUUGUUUGUUUGAUUUAUGCCUGUAAAUUUUCAUAGUAAGUGAAUACCUAAAGUAGCACUUUCACAGACACAGAUUUUAAAGGUCGCAGUAAAUAUUAUGUAGAAUUCUGGACCAAUGGAAUAUAUGCAGGCACUAAUUUAAAAUGAGCUUGUUGUUUGUAACAGCAGAUUGAUGCAGCAAUAUUGUUUUCUGUUGCAUUGGGAGCAUUAACAUAACAUUUUUCCAAAUCAUAUUAUGUCUGUAUAUGGUCUGUCUUUCUUUAUUCUCCUAGAAGAAUAUAGUAGGACUUUAGAAGAUGUUAAAAAUGAGUAUGCAAUGGCUAAUAACACUAAGCAACUACAUGAUCAUAGCUUAUUGAUCACAAAAAUUAUUUAAUUUUCUCAAAAACUCAUUACCACAAUGCAGGGUCACAGAGUACCGGUGCCACUCCAUUCUAUAUUAACACAAAGCUGGAAUCAACUCUGAACAGUGUAUUGACCCAGAAUAAUAUGAUGAAAAGCGCAAACAUCAUACAGGCUGUGGUCAGCCCUGAGAUAUCAACUCAAGUCUGACGCUGUGAUGCCUUAGGUCUAACCACUGUUCCAUUGUGCCUGUUCCCAGUCCUAACUGUAUGUAUUGCCAACAUCUAAUGGCAAAUGAAAAUAUGAUGGAAGUGACAGUUGCUGUAUAAUCUUAACAGUUAACAAGUAAUUUACUAUUAUUAUAGUACACAAUGAAAGUUAUAACAUAAAAAUACAAAUAUUUUUCUGUUAGCUAAUGGCUAAGUAUCAAAGUAUAUUUGCCAUACCUUUAAUUUUGCUAUAUCUACUAUAGAUUUAAUCACAUUGCUAAAAAAAACCAUGUAUUAACUGCAGAAACCAUUUAUAUACUCAGCAUUUUCCGCACUGAGUGAGUGUUGCUUUGAGUUUAAAUACAUUUUCUAAUGGUUAGGAUAUAAAACACUGACAACCUAGAAAUGAAGAGGAAGGACUUAAGUGUUCAGUAAGUGAUAUUUCAAAUACUAGUUUUGAAAAGCAGUGUGUUUGCUGUUGAAGUUGCAAUAUUUGGAAACUCGUGCAUUAAUUUUGGAAUCAAACAGCUAAUAGUACACCCUGAGCUCAGGUUUUUCAUAUUUAUAAAGCACUAGCAGCUCUUCAUAAAGUGUACCACAUAUCAUGUAAUAUCAAAAGAAAACUGCUACAGGCAGCUGCUGAUACAGAAGCAUCAUAAUGUUGUUUUUUCCUGGAGUGUUUCUCUCAUUUCCUUGCAAAUUGUGAUAAUGUUCAUUAAUUCUGUUAUUUUCUGAUGUUUGAAAUUAAUCAGUGUUUUAGAAGAAUUUUCUCAAAUCGGUACUGAUUUGUAAAUUGAACAUCAUUGUCUGACUUGAGAACAAUGUCAUGUUUUUAUAUUUUUAGAAUGGGAAAUGUAAUGCAAAUUACAGAUGAUAAACAUUUUUGUUCCAGCUCUAUUUACAUAUUUUCUUGUGCUGCUUACCGUGCCAGCACUUUUUACAACUUCUAGAAUAAUCAAAAUUGGUUUUUUUUUUGUUAAACAAGUAACUGUAUCAAUCUUGUUCAGUUUUUAUCUCAACAUUUAGUGAAAUUUAAUAAAUAUGAAUCCUCUCCCCUUUUUACUAUUUCAACACGGUCCUAUUCUAACCACCCAGUAAGAAAGUGUUUGAAUUUGUUAAGGGCCUUUAACUGUACAGUUAUGUACUGUCCUCGGUUUCCAUUUUCAGCUAUCGUAUUUCUAAGCAAAUUUUCUAUGAACAGUGCAUGGUGCAUUGAUGAAUAUUUUGAAAAAUAAUGCAAAGGCAACUAACACAUUUACAACAGUAUAACAGUUUCUUUUGUGAGAACUGAUUUUUUUUAAUUUAAUUUUACAAAAUCAUACUUGAAUAAUAAUUGGAUUACCUCUUUGUGAUUGUGAUGCUGUCUUUACAGUAUGUCUCACAGAGACACCUGCCACUACAACCCUUUUUCCAUUACAUAGUGUUAUCACUUGACUAAAACAUCUCACCCUUCAUGUAUAUUUUAUUUUUGUUUUUUUACCCUGUAUUGUCUUUUAAUGUACAUUCACCUUGCCUUUACAUGUAGUGUUUGUUGCUGUGAACCACACUUAAUGAUUGCUUCAGUGAAAUAUUUCUCAGUAUUGUGCCAUAUUUCAUUUGGCCUUGCAGUAAGGUGCAGAUAGAGUAAGUAAUCAUUCCGCAAAUGGGAGUGUGAGGUUUAAGCCUUAUACUCAUUAUUGUUUAGUUCAGUUCAAUAAAAUCAAAAUUUCAGCAUAUUGGAAGUUACUCUCUACUAAUAGGGUAAAAAGCAUUUGUAAAGCACUUAAGACGUAGCACUUGGUCUAUGUAGCACUUGUGCAGUUUUUGAUCAUCUGUGUCAUUUCAUGUGUUAUAUAACAUUUAAUAAGUAAUUCUGAGAAACAUCAUUUGAAGUUUAUAGCAAAUCAGCUGUAAUAUAAAUAUUGAAAGGCUAAUUUCCAAAGUAAUUAAUAUACCAUGGAAUAGUAUAUGCUAGCGUAUAAACUGUUGAAGCCAUAAGAGCCAUUUCUGUGACAUACACUGUAUGUAUUUUACAAACAAGUAUAUUCUAUCAACCCACGCAUAGCUUCUACUUUAUUUGAGAAGCUGUUCCUUUGCAGGUUCUCCGGAAUGUACCUCUUCACAUUCAAACUGUAUCUAGACUUGUAGCGAUUGUUACAACCCUCGUAUGGUGAGACAGGUUUUGGUGCAGUGCUGGAAUAGAGAGGGACGCUAGUUUUGCACUGUACAAUGACACAUUGCUUGUGCACAACAACCUGUAAUGGCUUGAUAUCUCAAUCUCAUUUAAGGCCAGAAUGUUCUUGGGAAACAGUGACAUGUCGCUAUUAAUGAAAUCGGUGAUUAGUAAGAAUGCUAACCAAUACAAACUAAUUUCUAAAAAAUGCUGUCUAAACACUACUGUUACACAUUGCAUCUGUACUCAUUUAGAAUAACUGUUUAAAUCUUUCUCUGCUGCACAGUGCCAGCUGAACUUCAGACGCACUUUGCUCAUGCAAGUGGCACUAAAGCAUUUUCAGGCUGCUGAUUUCAUUAAGAAACAAGACAUUUUGGGAAUUAUUUGAAUGUUUGGACCAGUGCAGCUAAACAUUCGGUGCACAAAGAUAUUUUAUUAAAAUGCUUCAAAUGUGAAUACCACAACAUUUCACACUGGUUAUUAUAUAAAAUAUGGAACGGUAUACUGUACAAAUGUAACUUAAGAGAAAAGUGUAUUUACAUUGUGUAAUGUAUUGUGUAUGGUUUAAUACCACGUGUUCACAUUUUCUUUUACCGUUAGUGUACUGAAGUUUAACACAGUAUUGUACUGUAUACUGUACUGGUAUUUUGAGCAUUUGCACAAAAUGAAGGUAAGCAAUUAUGUUUUUCUAAGCAACAGUGCCUCAUAAUUUGUUUACAGUAAUUCUUGUUUGUAAAGGUAGCCUGGAUCUAAAUAAGAAUAUGUGCUUAAUUACUGUGGUAAUUUCAAGGCUAAUACAAAGUAUUAUAUGAAAAUUGGAGAACACCUCUUCAGCUGUCUCCAUCUCAAUGCUGUAUUAAAGGCUCAAAAUGAAUACAUGAAAUAAUUGCAAUUAACUGUCUUUGUCUUAAAGUAAAAGUUUCUUAAUAUUUGGGAUGAGAAAAUAACAUUAGAAGUACCAUACUAGCAGUAUGUUUUAUGAAGAGUAAUGUGAAAUUUAAAGAUGGACAAAAUGCUCAGGCAUGGAAGAUGCUUUCUUACACGUACUGUAUAUUUGUAUAUACUGGAUCAGAGGUUACAGUCUGUAUAAGAAUGUAAAAGAAAAGCUCUGCUGUUCAGACUGAUGUAUUUUUACACAACAUCUCUCUUUGUAGCAAAUGCUUUGUUACACACAGCAGUUUAUAAUAAGGAAAUGCAGUUACAAUUUUAAUUAUCAGUGUUUUGUACUAAAGUAUUACAUUAUAUUCCUAUUAAGAGUUCUUUUAUUGAAACCUUUAAUAUCAUUAGGUUACCACUACUAUGCUUAUAACUGUUGCAUUCAUUUCAUCCAUUAAUGAAAACUAGAAAAAGUUUCCUACGCAGGUUUAUUUUGCCUAGCAUACAUUAAAUAUGUUCCUAUCCGCUCCGUUCACCCUUUUCCAUUGCACCUUUGAUCUUUUCUAUGUUUGAUGUCAAAUGUAUUCCCUGCAUUGUUUAUGAGGCUGAUUCUGUCCGCCUUGUAGACAUGUCUGUACACUAAAAAGAUUCUGCAGCAGAAUUAUUUUGGCAAAGUUUUGCUGUAUUUGUAAGCUAAUUUUUGUAUAUAUAUUGUAUAAUACAUUAAAUGCCUAUUUUUCAGACAUGCGCAUCUUUUGCUAAUUUUAUGUUUGUUCAUUAAAAUUGGGAAAACUGUUGCAUGCAGUUGACUUGUAAAUAAAACUUGCUUGGUUUUAAAAAUGA